AUGACUAUGUUCACAUCAGCAUUAGAUAGCCUUGAGCUCAUAGACAACACCCCCGAUGACCACCCUGAUGGUGAGUUACUACAGAAUGCUCUGAGUACCGUCAACACCCUUGCCAAGGCUAUCAAUGCUAGUAAGAAUGAUGCCGAUCAAGCCCUCAUCGAUCGCCAGAUCAUCCAGGAGCUGGCUGGACUCAUUGAUGGCAUGGACGAUCUCAACGUCCCUCAUCGAAGGUUCGUCAGACAGUAUCCUAUAUCAGAAACGAAAGGUUCCAAGAAGGAUCAUUGUUUGUUUCUCUUCUCUGAUCUACUUAUAUGUGCCUCGGUGAAGAGGAAGAGUGCUGUCAGAAGACCUUCUGUUACUGUUUUGUCGCCCUCUACAUUGCCGAUAGAAGCAAGCAAGUACAAGUUAAACUGGAAGCUUCUUCUAGAAGAUGUAGAACUCAUCAAGUCGACGCCCACCAUCAAACGAGCCAAUCAGGAGAGAGAUCUCAGCCGUCUGGAGGAGGAUCUGUCUAUUCUUAAUAAUAUCAGCAGCUUGUCAGAUAAUCUAAGCUGUCAACAUCAGAAUCUUGAUGAGGUUAUCAAGGAAAUCACGGAGAAUAUAAGGAAAACUAUUUCAGAGAGGCAGGCCCUCUCAGCUUUACCCCAUACACCCGUUAAUAAAGUAGAAUUGACUGCCACCACUACGGAAGGCAUAGAAUCAUUUGUGUUAUUCUUCAACAGCUCUGAAUUAAGAAGUAAUUUUGAAGCUGAAGUGGAAGAAGCAAAAAAGAAAUUAGCUGCUAGUUCCAGGGACCGGUUCCCUCCUCUAUUCCUAUACCCCAUCCCUAUUAUGAAGACCAGGAGUGGUAUGCAGUUCUCCUGUGCAUCUCCUAGUCUUGGUACAAUGAGUAACUCACUCAAAGAUGUCUGGGUGUGUAACAGCGAUGGUUACGUUGGUCAGGUCUGUCUAUUGAGCUUGACUCCGGAGCCUUCCAUGGCGUCAUGCAUCUCGGUGUGUUCGGCUCGUAUCCUAUGUAUAGCAUCGGUACCCCAGGCACAAGAGAUUUCCAAGUCACACAGACGGUCUCUGCGCCUUACAUCUCGGUCCAAGAGUGCAGAAGGACGUAGCUUGGUGAAGUCACCGUCUCACUUCAUAGGUCCAGCUGAGUUUAACUCUGUCCAGAACUCACCUGUCAACCGACAAGCCAGUGAGAUCAUGGCGUUUGAUUCAGAGGAUAGUGAGGAUGAUGUAGAGGUCAGAUCACCGGUCAUUGGUCAAGAGACAUCUCAUCUUGGACCGUUGAUGGUCGAUGAGAAGCCCAUGGAAGAUGAAGGUAGUUCAGAUGAUGGGGAGCCUGCUGGCAGGCCUAGUCCCAGUGGAGAAGAAAGAGAUGAUCUGGAAGGCAAUCAACCUACCAUGUGGCUUGGUACAGAAGAUGGAUGCAUCUAUGUAUACCAGUGCACUGACAACAUCCGUACCAAGAAGAGUCGAGCUAAGAUCCGUCAUCUUGCAGCAGUACAGUGUAUCCUGUAUCUAGAGAACAAAGUUUUUGUUUCUUUGGCUAAUGGUGAUCUAACAGUCUACAGGAGGGACUCAGGUCACUCCUGGGAUACAGAUAAUCCCAUCACAGUGUCCCUCGGGAGUAGUACCACCCCUAUCAGUAAAAUGGUAUCGGUCUGUGGUAAGCUCUGGUGUGGCUGUCAGAAUAACAUCCUUAUUGUGGAUCCUGUUACUCUCAGCAUAGAGGUAAGAAAAUUCAUAAGUUUCCAGUAUGUAACGAUACCCAUGAGGGCGGUAUACUGUAUGGUAUCCUGUGGAUGGGGUGUAUGGGUGUCUCUUCAGAGUAGUGCAAUUGUAAGGCUCUUCCAUGCUACUACAUACCAGAUCAUGUGUCAGGUUGAUGUCACACAAACUGUUCAUAAGAUGCUUGCAAGUUCUGAUGCUAUUAUUCGCCAACACAAAGCAGCUUGCCUUAGAAUCACAGCCCUUCUAGUAUGUAAAGACCUUCUAUGGGUUGGUACAAGUGCGGGCGUGGUCCUUACAUUACCCCUACCAAAGAUAACAUCCUCCUCCUCAUCCCUCAAAGAUGUCCCCAGUCCUUCCGGGUCAGCUCAAGGUCAUACCGGUCAUGUCCGAUUCCUCACCUCAGUGGAAGUCCCUACUAACACACAAACAUCAAUCACCGCAGCAACAUCGCCCUCGUCCAAUGGUCGAAGGACAGGCCUCCAGGUCAUGCAGAAUAAUAACGCAGCGUCGUCGACACCGGAAGGCAGGCGUGGCUCUGGCGGGAAUCUCCUUGGCUCCAAUAUCAUGGUGAUAAGUGGUGGAGAUGGGUAUGAAGACUUUGGAGCUACAGUGCCUAAUGAACUUGCAGGAAAGGAAGAUAGUACAAACCAUCUAUUACUGUGGCAGGUUUAGGAGCUCUUCAGUAUCUAUGACAACAGACCAAAUAAUCAGGAAUAUGCAAAUGAGGACUACGGGCUGUCUGAGAAUGACGCUGUCUGAGUUUGAAAUUCCUUUCAAACCAGGGUAAUGUGCACUGCCUUUGAUUUCAAUAUGAAUCACUCUCUUGCUAUCCGGUGAUCUGAUCGUUCCAUGGAAGGUUGUGUUCUGUCUCAUUGGUGAACAUGUGGUCAUCAUACAUGGAGGUCAGGUGAUAUCAUGUGACUGGUCAUGUGAUAGUCACUAUGUAUUCAUGAAAUAAUACUGCUAUCUCCCCAUGGUUCUACCUACCUGAAGUUUAAAGUCUCUGAAUGAAAUCUGAUGGAAUAAAGAGUUUUAUAGUAUUCAGCUGAAUAUCUUUUGUGUCUUUCUCUUCACAUCUAUUUAUAUGUACGUUUUGAAAGCACAGUCAUUGUUUACUCUUCCCAUCAAAGUAAAAUGGAAGAGCGAAAUAAAGUUUUUCACAAAAGAGACGUUAUUUAGCUAUUUUCAUCAUCACACAUUACUUUGGAAUAUGAAAAAUUGUUGAUUUGAUAUAAACAAGUUCUGAGUGUACUGGAAAUUCAACUACACAUAGUUCUAUAUUCACUGUAUUCAGUUAAAUUUUCUUUUUCGUGUGAUGUUUCUAUGUUUAUUGGUGCAGAAGAAUUUUGUUCCAUUCUUGGCUGUAUUUUGCAGCUUUAGUGUUAUUUUUUAUUCUAUGUUUCAUCCAAAUGCUUAUUGAUGGUGCUAUAUGAAACAUCUAAUGGCAACAGAAUGGAUUGAAUAAAACACUGGGAUAGUUGCAAUGUUGUAUACCAGCGUAACACUGUUAUGCAAGAUAAUAGACAGAUUUUGAUGUCUUAGUAUGCAUUUUUAUAUAAAAAAACACAUGCAUCUCCUAUGCUAUUUCAUCCAAAAGUUGAAGUAAGGAGUGGUCUCUAUUAAACACAAUGUAAAAAAAAAUUGUUAGAUCUUUGAAACCAAGUAUUGCUAUGCAUUCAUAAAUUACUUUCAGAAUCUAAACCCAAGGCACUUAUGACAAAUGUGGAUAUAUCUUCUUUAAUUUAAUAUUUGAUCAGAUAUAGCUACUCAACUACUUUUGGUUUCUUUUCUGAAGGAAAAUAAAUCUUUGGAGACAUCUUUUUGUGAUAUGAAAUAUAUAUGUUUUGCAAUCUCUCUACUUUGUUUUACCAGAGUAUACUGUUUUACAUGAAUUACUGAUAUUGUCAUAUUACUUUAUGUGCUGAAAACAAUUGUUUUUAUGUACAACAAAAUCUGAAUAGAAAGGAAGUCUCUGUUUCUGAUUUUAAUCUCACAUUCUUAGAUGAACAAGGUAUUGCUUUCAAAUAUAAGUUUGUUGGGGGAGAAUGAUUGAUUUGUUUCAAUUGUAGAGGUGUUGUGGCACAGUUGAUAAGCCUGUGGACUUUACAAUAAGGACCAGGGUUCAAUUCCCACCUCAGCGUCCUUUGGCAAAGCGUUAACCUACAUUUGCUACUCUCCACCCAGGUGUAGUAAAUGGGUACCUCAGAGAAAGAAAUCCCUUGAUUGCUUGAGUACCCAAUCAGGGUAACUGUGCUAAAGCCAGGGUAAUAGUAUGCAGCGAAUAGAAAUUUGUAUUAAGCGCUAUAUAAAUGUUGCAUAUUAUUAUCAUUAUUAUAUUGUGAGAAUGCGCAUAUUAUUGCAAACAGGUUUUCAUAGCAAUUGUUUAUGCCAGCCAACGACCUCUUGAUCUUAAUACUUCACUAUGUGACUCAAGAUAAUAGAAAAAAUACUUUAUACUUCUAUGUUGAUAAUAUCGAGCUAUAGAACACUGAUGCAGAUUUUGAUCACUAUUUCCUUAAAUUUAAAAUUUAUAUUUUCACAUCGUCUGCUUCUUUCUUUCUGUCUUCAUUUAUUUUUUUCUCUCUUUCUUUCUCACCCUCUCUUCUGAUC
Messenger RNA from Lytechinus variegatus (green sea urchin), 4338 nucleotides. RefSeq names its product rho guanine nucleotide exchange factor 17-like. Gene Ontology annotation, biological process: actin cytoskeleton organization. The record is from RefSeq and is a predicted model, not a curated record. Lineage: Eukaryota; Metazoa; Echinodermata; Echinoidea; Temnopleuroida; Toxopneustidae. Gene Ontology annotation, molecular function: protein binding; guanyl-nucleotide exchange factor activity. Bases 1 to 2400 code for a protein of 799 amino acids. The transcript is spliced from 13 exons.